Fibroporia radiculosa is the source of this 2385-nucleotide messenger RNA. RefSeq lists its product as uncharacterized. The transcript is spliced from 6 exons. Gene Ontology annotation, molecular function: RNA polymerase I core binding; RNA polymerase I general transcription initiation factor activity. Lineage: Eukaryota; Fungi; Basidiomycota; Agaricomycetes; Polyporales; Fibroporiaceae. Gene Ontology annotation, biological process: transcription initiation at RNA polymerase I promoter. The record is from RefSeq and is a predicted model, not a curated record. Gene Ontology annotation, cellular component: nucleus. Bases 1 to 2385 code for a protein of 794 amino acids.
AUGGAACCUCAUUCUCGGUUUUCCCAGUUCAAUAGCAGACAAACAAGGGCCGGCCCCCUUACCCACAAUGCGCGUUACAUGGAAGUCCAAUCAAAACCAGUGGACCCUCUCGAGAAUAUCAAACAGCGUCCAACCCCCUCCAGAAAGUCUUCUUCCGCUUCCGCCUCUUCGCUGUAUAUGUCUAGACCCAUCGCAACCAAUUCUAGAAUCAAGCAGGAUGAACAGUACCGGAAGGAUAUGUACCUUGCAUUUGUGAACAACGCCUUGCAGCAAAAGAAGAAUGGUAUAUCUGACGCAUUCGACGAACUAGUCGAUCAGUUCAAUCCAAAGAAGUCCACCCCGGAAGCGGCGGCAUUGCCUGCACAACAGCUCCAGCUCUGGAUUCUUGCUCUCUCACAUGUUGUGUCUCGUCUUGAACGAUAUCAUUCAGCUCUCGUAGAAGCCAUAGUGAACGUUCCCUGGACGACCAUGGACACCAGCUUCGUAAAAUCGUAUACGUCGUUCAUUGGAAUGCUUGUCAGUGCGAGACCGGAAUACCUUUCUCUCGUGCUGGGGAAAGUCGCGCAUGGGUUCACUUAUCAAUCUGGACUGCAAGCAUUAGACUCUGGUCUGCCCACAAGCUCGUCGAGACCUCUAACUCGCCGCAUUGUAUACGAUCGUAUACACUUCCUGCUACAACACCUCCUAUCUCUUGUACCCACGCUGCCCUCUACGCUCCACCCUCUUUUAGUACGCAAUUUUCCACAUAAAAGGCAAACCCAGGCGGCCCAGGUGACAUAUAUCCGCAAUAUAUUGAAAGUCACUGAGUAUUGCCCUGAACUUACGGAAGGCAUUUUCGCGACCAUUAUUGAUCGUGCCAUCCAGAUCGAUGUAGAGAUACAAGUAGAGUUGGAAGAAUUAGAAGAACAACUGGCAUCACAUGAUCAAGAGGAGAUUUUUGACUUGGACCCAUUUGAUACUGUUGUGGGGCAGGAAGGAGAAGAUGCUGAAUCGGAUGCUGAAUCUGAUGGAGACGACGGAGAUAAUUUGAGCGACCUCUCAUCGGAUGCAGGUGGAGACGUUGGCGAUGAUGAGAGGCCUGCGAAUAAUGUCCCCAUCGACUAUCAGCGUGUGCAGUCAAUGGUCAAUAAGCUAGACGCCAUCCUGAAGGAUGUCCUGGAUCAUUUCAAUCGUGGUAUUGGCGCAAAUUCUCCCUCUUCAAUUUCUUCACCCAGAUCGCGAUCACCGCGGUCCGACUCACCUCUAGUCCCAUCGGAUCGCGCUCAAGCCAUUCCAAUAGAAAUUGUCGAAGACGAAAAACCAAUCCGACGGCAGGAAUUCCACACAUUGUUGUCGCUCUUCGAUCGAACGAUCCUCCGCACGUUCAAAUCACGAUACACGCAAUUCCUCGUGUUCUGGUACUCCUCGCUGGAUGCGGAGUUCAGCGACCUUUUCCAAGGAAUGCUCGUGUCCAAGGCUCUGCUGGAGGAGGACCAGCCCGCAGUAACGCGCGCCGCAGCGGCAAGCUACAUCGCGAGCUUCGUGAGCCGUGCGACAUUCGUCGACCGCGAGAGCGCACGCCGUGUCGUUGCGUGUCUAUGCAAUUUUCUCGGGAGCAGGCUGGAUAUCCUCGAUGCCGUGACAGACGCAGGCGCGGUGCCACCAAGCAUGUCGCACCAUAGUGUAUUCUACGCGGUUGCGCAGGCCGUGUUUUUGAUCUUUUGCUUCAGAUGGCGGGAUCUCCUGGAGGAGCAUGAUGAUGUGGAUGAGUUCGCCUCUGCAAGCGUGCCUGCGAAAAAGUGGAUGACCGAGCUGGAGAUUCUGCAGCGAGUGGUGAUGUCUGAGCUUAACCCCCUCAAGAUGUGCUCUAUUAAUGUCGUCAUGCAGUUCGCUCGCGUUGCACAUGCGACAGGUUUCAUAUACUGUUAUUCCAUAAUGGAAGCGAACAGGCGGUCAGAGUACGCACCCCAGAAUGCGAGUGGCGGAUCUCAAUCUGGGAAGCGCGGGCCCGUUGUGCAUCCCUCGAUGCUCGGGCAUUCGAUAAAUUCGGAACUGAAUACCUUUUUCCCAUUUGACCCCUACAAACUUCCCCGGUCUGGGUCAUAUAUCCAAGGUGUCUAUCGAGAGUGGUCGUCUGUUGCCAUUGAUGAUGAGGACGAUGACGAUGAGGACGAUGACGAUGACGAUGACGAUGACGAUGAGGACGAGAACGAGAACGAGCAGGCCAGUGAAGACGACGAAGAUGAAGAUGCGCUUGCAAACAGCAAACCGCAAGACAUUGCGGUGAGUGGACUGCGACCGAACUCUGCUGAUGACGAGGCGAAUGGAUUGGGAGCAUCGUUUGGUGGGAUGAGCAUCAGCCCGAGGAUGGUCGAUAUCAUACCAAUGAGCGUAUCAGUCUCGUAG